AUGGCUUCUCCUUUGGAACAAUUUGUAAACAAUGUUAGAACACAUUCAACUUCAGGUAACUUUCGUGAAUUAUGCGAAAUUAUUGGAAAAUCUGAUGAGGUGUUACAGCGUAACAGUGCACACCUGAACACAGUACUAGAGACUUUAGAUAUACAGCAGCAUUCUCUAGGUGUUCUAGCAGUACUUGUUGCUAAAUUUUCCUUACCUCAGGGUAAUCCUGAUGUGGAUAGAACAACAAUGUUUCAACAGAUUCAAGACUUUAUCAAUAAUUGUAAUGGUGAACAAGUUCGUUUUUGUCCAGAGCUUUAUGCCGAUUUAUGCCAUUUACUGACAGAUCACCUAGUAGAAUUGAAGCAACCAAUUAGAGGUAUAGAGAUAUUGAAAAAAGCCAUUAGAAAAAUUCAGUUGUUUGACUCUCAGUUAACAUCAAUCCAUGCUGAUAUAUGUCAACUAUGCCUUCUCUCUAAAUGUUUGAAGCCUGCACUUGAAUUUUUGGACACCGAUGUUACAAGUAUUGGCACUGAGCUCGGAGGGGCUAAUGAUUCUAAGCACUUUCUACUAUAUUACUAUUACGGUGGAAUGAUAUACACAGCUAUGAAGAAUUAUGAUAGAGCACUGUAUUUCUUUGAAGUAGUAGUUACUGUUCCUGCAAUGGUAGUCUCACAUAUAAUGUUAGAAGCGUAUAAGAAAUAUAUUCUAGUCUCUUUAAUUUUACAUGGGAAGAUUCAACCAGUGCCCAAGUAUACAUCCCAAGUUGUUUGUCGUUUCCUCAAGCCGCUGUCUGUAGCUUAUCAUGAGCUUGCUUCAUCUCAACAUGCAGCGAUGAGACAUAGGGAAACCUUUGUGAGAGAUAAAAAUAUGGGUUUAGUAAAUCAAGUUUUGAGUUCUAUGUAUAAAAAGAACAUCCAGAGGCUUACAAAGACAUUUUUAACUUUAUCACUGAGCGAUGUUGCUUCCCGUGUACAAUUGUCUGGUCCGGCACAAGCUGAAAGUUACAUUCUUAACAUGAUCGAAGAAGGAGAAAUUUAUGCUAUGAUAAAUCAGAAAGACGGUAUGGUUGUAUUCCUUGAUAGUCCUGAGAAGUAUGCUUCGCCAGAAACCUUGUGUGUACUGGAACAACAAAUGGCAGCGUGCACUAAACUCCAUCAGUACAUUCAAGAAAUGGAUGAACAAAUUCAAGUCAAUCCUCAAUAUGUGAAAAAAUCUGUUGGCAGCCAUGAUGAAGAUAUUCCAGCAACAAGUCAAAACACAAAAAACACUUAUACAAUGUAAACAUAUAUUAAUUUUAACUUUAACCACAUAAUUGUAAGUUUAUAAUUGUAACAAUCCAUUAAAAUAAUUAACAUAAAA
Molecule: messenger RNA, 1350 nt
Organism: Melitaea cinxia (Glanville fritillary)
Lineage: Eukaryota; Metazoa; Arthropoda; Insecta; Lepidoptera; Nymphalidae
Gene: CSN3
Product: COP9 signalosome complex subunit 3
Exons: 9
Coding region: 1-1272 (423 amino acids)
Biological process (GO): ubiquitin-dependent protein catabolic process
Cellular component (GO): COP9 signalosome
Source: RefSeq, a predicted model, not a curated record